This is a messenger RNA of Arachis duranensis, 1571 nucleotides long. Its product is annotated as membrane-anchored ubiquitin-fold protein 2. The coding region runs from base 587 to 1024 and encodes 145 amino acids. Gene Ontology annotation, molecular function: protein binding. The record is from RefSeq and is a predicted model, not a curated record. The transcript has 4 exons. Lineage: Eukaryota; Viridiplantae; Streptophyta; Magnoliopsida; Fabales; Fabaceae.
UGUAAUGAUAAUAUGAUAUGAGACUAACUAACUUCUCCAUUUUCAUUUUCAUUUCCAUUUCCACAGCCAUCGGAAGGGACAAGGAGACAUUUGACCAUGGAUUUAUAAGACUUUGAAAACUCCGAAGCAGCCUCGUUCCUUGUUCUUGUUAACAAAAAAAUUCACUUUUUUUUUCUUCUCAAAUUUUAAUGCUACUGUAUUAAUUAUUAAUAUUAUUAAUUAUAAUUAUUGUUGCACAAAAUAAAACACAAGGCACACACUUUUUCUCAAAGAAAAGGAAGCAUCCACUUUCUCUUCUUCUUCUUCCACCUGGUUCUUCUGAAAACAAAGUUUUUGUGAGUGCCUCAAAUAUCAUCAUCACCCAGAUCAGUGCCAUAAGACCCUACUCAUAAGCAACCAUAAAGUCUUCAACUUUCAGAUUUUGCAGAGCACUCAUAGACUCUUGAGUGAAAUCCUGUUAUAUUCAUGAGUGGAACAACUCAAUUGAAGUGAUUCACUGAAAAGUUUUACCCUAGUCUCUGAGGUACUAACAACUGAAGCUAUUGGAUUUUUCCAGUUUCAACAAAGUUCCUUAGAUCUCUUGGUCAUGGCUGGGAAUCAAGAUCAGUUGGAGAUCAAGUUUAGGUUAAUUGAUGGUUCUGAUAUUGGCCCCAAAAGUUUUCCUGUUGCCACUAGUAUUGCAACAUUGAAAGAAAGUAUUGUUGCUCAGUGGCCAAAAGAUAAGGAGAACGGACCAAGGACCGUAAAAGAUGUGAAGCUAAUUAGUGCAGGAAAAAUAUUGGAGAACAACAAAACAGUUGGGGAAUGCCAGAGCCCAUUAUGUGAUGCACCCGACACAGUCACAACGAUGCAUGUGGUUGUGCAACCACCAACUAUGGAAAAAGAUAAAGAAUACUCAACUUGGCGACGAUCACAAAGCUACUUGUUCCAAGACUUGUCUGCAUGCGGCCGGUCAGCCAUAAAUUUCUUACACAGUUUUCAUAGGAGAUGGUUUUGUAUUUUUGUUGCUGGUCCCAGCAUAUAGGUGUUGCCUCACUCAGUCACUUGGUAUAGUUGAUUUGAAAAUGAACACUCUCUGCCAGCUUGUCAUCGUGUCCCACACAUAUAUAUAUUUUGAAAUUCUUCUUUUGAUGCCUGUGUGUUUGAUGCAAAAGAAAAAAUGAAAAAAAAAAGAAGAAAAAUUCAAACUUGAACUUGUUGAAUAUUUGAAUGUGCUUUUUAAUUUGGUACUCUUGUAUAGCAGUUGAGACAGAAAUAGUGCUUUUACUACUACAGUACUAUUCUCUAAAAAAUAUGGUGGUUUGAAGCUUGAUUCCCCUUGGCCUCCAACUUUAGGGUAUUUGGUUGAGGGAGAAAAACAGGAUGAAAUCUUCAUUUAUAAAUUCCAUGUAUAAUAGAACACGUGGAAAUAGAAUGGAGAGGCUUAUGAGGUGUUGCAUUUGUUUUGCAAUUUAUGUCUUUCAAGGAAGGAAAAGCAAGUUCUGACUACUUUAAAAGUUAAAACUAUGUUAUGCCCAUUUUUACCGUGGUGGUUAUUUCUAUAAAGAUGUCUUUUUUGGAAGAUGAUACUA